UCACUUCCCACGCGCGCGAUAUCAUGCUAACUGCAGCUAACUGACCAACUGACAACAGCAAACUAUGCGGGACGUUUAGAGUUUGUUAAAAAAAAAAAAUACUGACAGGAAAGCUGCACUUACCCUACGAAAGUUGCAGUGUUGUGUCCCCGCUGUAGAAAGGACGCGGUGUCCUCGACGGGUCCCUUCAGAUGCAGCUGAAACCGCGCGGAAAAAGCUGCUCGGUUGUUGACAUCCAUGACGAGCACGGAUGUUAGUGUGUCAGCAGCUAGCGUUACUUUUUUCACGGAAGUUUUCCUCUGGUAUGCAUUUAGAGCCUUAGCUCGCUCUGAUUCGGCACCGAGCCGGACUCCAGUCUUCAUUUAACGGGUUACGAUGAAGCUGCAGUGCGAUGUCGAGGUGGUGAAUCGGAUGCUCCCCACGUUUGGUAUGAAAAGUCGAGGGAAAGGGACGAGGGCGGUGCUGUCCAUCGGGAGGCAUUUGGACAAGACGAGCCAACGCAGCAACAUCUACAUGAUGAUCUGCACAGCGAAAGACAGAGCAGGAUCCAAGUACAAGCUAAAAGACAACAUAGAGAAGUUCUUCACAUGGUUUGUGGAGGAAGGCAAGGCCACAGUGAGAUUAAAGGAACCUGCUGUUGACAUUUGUUUGAGCAAGGCUGAUGCAAACAGCUUGAAGAACUUCCUCUCGGCCGCUCGUUUGGCGGACAGAGGGAGUGACACAAGCAGCCUGCCUCUCUCCACGCUCACCCCCGUUCGCGCCAGGGACGUGGAGCAACCCAAGAAGAAGCUCACCAUCGUCUCCAAGAAGGACUACCCCCUCACCUCCAACUUCCCCUACUCUCUGGAGCAGCUGCAGGUCUCCUACUGCAAACUGUCACGUGUGGACAUGCGGAUGCUGUCGCUCAAAGCUCUCCGAAAACUAGACCUCAGCAACAACCAUAUCAAGAAACUUCCCGCCACCAUUGGUGACCUCAGCUGCCUCUCUGAACUCAUCCUCCACAACAACCACCUGGAAGCCUUCAGCGAGGCCCUGUGCCUCUCCACCCUGCAGCGGACCCUCCAGCUCCUGGACCUCAGCCAGAACCGACUGCAGUCCCUCCCCGCUCAGUUCUGCCAGCUUAGGGAACUGUCAAACCUCAAGCUGGACGACAACGAGCUUGUCUGUUUGCCAUUCCACAUUGGCCGGCUCUCGAAGCUGAGGUUCCUGUCAGCGGCGCACAACCAGCUGGCCGUGCUGCCCGGCGACUUCCGCAAGCUGAGUCUGGAGAACCUGGACCUGUUCGGGAACCCGUUUAUCCAGCCCAACCCUUUGGACCACACAAUGCAGCUCACGUUCCCCCUUCCGCUUCAAGAGCUGGCUUCCAGAGCUGUGUCCAACCUCAGGAUACCGUACGGACCUCACCUCAUCCCCGCCCACUUGUGUCAGGACCUCGAAUUAGCCAAGACCUGCGACUGCGGCUGCGUCUGCAUCAACUUCUACAUCAGGACAGCGGUCAGCAUGAACCUGCACCAAGUGUCUCACACGGUGGUCCUGGUGGACGACAUGGGAGGCACGGACGCACCGGUGCAGCAGCACUUCUGUUCCCUCUCCUGCUACUCUGAAUUUUUAGACAACUCCCUCCAGAGAGGAAUCAGAUGAGCAGGAAGGGUGAGGGUGUCAAACUUGGUUUUACUGAAAACCCACCAACAGCUAGAAAUUGCUGUGGAUGCUGCAGUAGUGAGAUACUGUAGGAGGGUAUCUGAUGAGGAGGAGCCUACAGUAGUGGAUAUCUCAGUGGUGCAGUUUUCUGGUAAUGCCUUUGAAAUAAAAGGACACUGUUGACUCUGUUAAGCUUUGUUUUUAAAAGUGCUUCAAGCUGCCUGUUUCACCCUCACAUCCAACUCAUCAGUACCUUCAUGCCUGCUCUGCCUGUAUCUGCUGGGCACUGACUGUAUGUAAUAAUAGCAGGCAGCAACACUGACACAAAAUGACUCUGAUAUGUCGUCUUUUUCUGUUCUUCCUGCCUCUAACAGCAAAAUGCAGAUUCCCCUACUGACCUACUUCAGCUAGACAGGGGAAUAAAGACAUUAGGUCAAUUUCCUGAACACAGUGCCUCAGGGUCCAUAAGCAUCACCUAAAGGGAGUUACUUUUUACUGUGCUAAUGACCCACAACUUUUUUUUAUAUAUAUGUGAAAUAUUCAAUAAAAUAAAUGCAUUC
Messenger RNA from Lates calcarifer (barramundi perch), 2201 nucleotides. RefSeq names its product leucine rich repeat protein 1 (gene lrr1). The record is from RefSeq and is a predicted model, not a curated record. Bases 376 to 1641 code for a protein of 421 amino acids. Lineage: Eukaryota; Metazoa; Chordata; Actinopteri; Centropomidae. Gene Ontology annotation, molecular function: protein binding. The transcript has 5 exons.